AUGCCUUCUUUUACAACAGGCCCGCCAGCAGCUAAACCUGCAUCCAUUGAACUCGUCGAAAGGGCGGCAUCCUUUACAACCGUCGCCCAGACCCUUCUACGGCGUCUAGCGAUUGCCAUAGACCCUCCCUCUAUCGGCUCUCUGUUCGCCGAGGUCACUCCGCAGUUGAGCGCCAUCAUCAACUCCCCAGAAUUGCCAGCGGGCAAGGCACGAAAGCAAAAGAGCGAAUUAGAUCGACUGGGAACGGAGCUAUGGAAUCUCUGCACGAGGCUUCGGCGCGAUGAUAUCUCGGGAGCGCACCCGUCGAGGAAGAAACUUCUGCUGCAGAGUCGUGCUUUUGCCUUUUUCAUGAUCGACAAGGCGAGGUUCUCGAAGGACGACAGCGCAAAGGAUAAGGUGUCGUUGGCGGAGCUGGUUCAUCUGAUGAGACUUGCGCUCAAGGCCGGGAAGAUGUGUAUUGAUGACGAUAAUACGAGGCUCGCAGGCGCUAUUUGUCUUAAGGGGUCGGACUACAACACGGCUUUGGCUGGACUUCAGACCACCAUAUCAGGGCCUGAUGAUUUGGCCGAAUGCAAGAGGUUGAGCUCGGAAUACUUUAUUAUGAGAACAGCGCUGUGCUGGAAAGAAGGAAAUCUUGACGUCGCCGAGUACAUGUACAACAAAGGACAACCCACAAUCCAGACGCUGGACCCAAGCUCGGCUGAAAAGAUGACAGAGGUGCUUUUCGAAAUCGGCAAAGACCUCAGUAAGAAGAAAAACUACAACCUAGCUGUGAAAUGGCUUGAACGAGCGUACGACAUCAUUAAUAGCCAGGAAUUGGACCGCCUACCCAGGGAUGCUGUAGAACUGCGGCUCGCCGUAGGUCAGGCGCACGUUCAUGCUCUCCUUGAGCUGAACACUAGGGAAGCGUCGCAGAAGGCUCAUGAUUUGGUCAGCUACAUCGAGUCCGAGAUCGGAGGGAAGCCCUUUGUCUUGCUGCUACGCCUGGAACUCCUUCAAAAGGCACCAGCAGAGGUCUUUGAUGUGGAGGCUUACGCCGACAUCUUGAGAAGCAUGGUGAUGACUUUCAAUUUUUCUGAGGCGCAUUUCAAGCUGCUGCUAUACCAUGCGCGGAAGCUUCACGACAAAAGCCCGACGUUGGCAUCUAGCAUGGUUAAUGGGAUGCUCAAAAGUACCAUUGCAUCUUCAGGUCGCGAUGAGUGGGUGGAGAGAUUGGUGCUCUUAAGGAUAUGGAUGGAGACGAAUCAGAGGGAUAAUAUGAAUGGCAUAGAGGAGCUGCAUAACGUGUUGAAUCGGCUCCAGGACAACUCGACAAAGCCUUUCGAGGCAUCUGCUGCUGUUGGAGCAUUGACUAAGAAGGUCGAGGUUACCUACAGCCAAGGACACUUUGAUAUCGCUGAUGGCUGGUGCCGGCUGGCAUUGCAGCCCGUCUUCCAAAACGGAGGCCCUGCCAAUAGAUCGAGACUCGGCAGGAAGCUCAUGCUAUGUGCUUUGUAUCGAAACGAUACUGAAGGAGCUCGUCAAGCAUUCAACGAAAUGUCAGAGGCAGCACAGAAUGAAACAAUGACACGAUAUCUCAUGUACAAGGUCGCUCUUCAGUCAAGGGAUCGCGAUCUGGCAGCCGAGUGUCUGGAACACGUUGGAGUGGCAGCGCCUGAGGACCCCAACUUCCUGUACGCUUGUGUGCUCGAAGCGCAAAAGGCUGGAGAAAAGUACUGUGCAGCGCAGGCUAUGAAGCAGCUCUUUGAGAGACACGAGUUCAGUGGAGAUUCGCCGAUACACUUGCCUGCACUCCUUCGAAGCAACAUUCGUUUGACAGUUUCGAUAAUGGACGGUGAGAAGGAUCCAGUUAAACGCAACGCCGCGGUGGAGGAAGUUGUUAGCCUCUUCGAAGGCGACAAAGAUGGAAAUCGCCUGUUCACGGUGAAGGAGCUUGACUGGUUCUGCCAGAAUGCAUAUAACCUCGGCCUCAAGCACUCGGACAGCUGGAACUUGGUUCAACUAGUACGCCUGUUCAAUUGCUGUCUUCAAAUUACUGAGACUUAUCCCGCAGAUCUGCCCGCUGAAUCAGAGGGCGACUUACGCUUCCGGAGAAUGUUCUGCAGCUUCGUCGCAGCAGCCGCACUGGUUUCACUAGCUCGUACGGAAGAUAACACAGAAAAGCAACUGCAAUAUUACCUUGACGUGAGGAAGCAUGUCGAGGCGUAUGAUACCAUGCUGCAGGUCCAGAUCAAAAACGUCGAAGUGCUGGCGGCCAAGGACUUGACAGCCAAGCUUGCGACGUUGCUGGUUUUUGACUUUGAGGCGGCAGUAACGCUGAAGAAUUACGACGCACUGGGGUACAUUCUUCGCCUUGCAGCGUCAUGCAAAGACGUAAAUGCUCUAAAAGCCAUGGGCGAUAUAGCUCUGAGAGGGCAGAUGCCGGGAAAAAAUUUGUAUACCACUCUCGGAGUUAUCGUCAACAAAAUAUGGGAGCUCGAGCCCAUGAGGUGCGAUAAACUAGCCCAGUAUACCCGCUGCAUGUUCCAAGCUGUCCGGCUGCUUGAUGUAGAAUGCGGAAAGAAGGUGAUGCAGCAAGCGAUCGAUAUCGCGAGGCAGGCGGGCAAGACCCCGAAUCCAUUCCCUCCUGAAGAGCUGGAAUGGCUGGUUGCCACUGCGUUCAACCAGGCUGUAGAUUCGUACAAUAACAGGUUGAAUGAUGAAUGCGUCAAGUGGGCGGAUCUCGCGAUGAAUUUGGCGCACCACGCCGGUGACGAUGGAGCCCUAGAAAGAAGGUGCCAGGAGAGUCGGAUGAAGUUUAAUUUUAAUGUAGAGUGA
This is a messenger RNA of Colletotrichum truncatum, 2817 nucleotides long. RefSeq lists its product as uncharacterized. The record is from RefSeq and is a predicted model, not a curated record. Gene Ontology annotation, molecular function: protein binding. NCBI's taxonomy places the organism in Eukaryota, Fungi, Ascomycota, Sordariomycetes, Glomerellales, Glomerellaceae. Gene Ontology annotation, biological process: meiotic cell cycle; regulation of synaptonemal complex assembly.